CCCCGUUGAUGCAAAGCCGAAGGGUCUAAGACCCAUCACGCAAGUACUAGAUUAGGGAAAGAAGAAGUACAAGAUUAAAUAACACAGCAAAUCAGAAUACUGAAACAUUUCCUGAAAAUCAGGCUGAACAAUAUAUCAGGUUGAAGAAAGACAAAGACGGUUUUGUUGUAAGAUAUAUAGAUGAUACAAUUGGAAAAGGGGUGUUUGCUGAAAGAUCUUUUAGCAAAGGUGAAUUUCUUUUGGAAUAUGAUGGGGAUCUUGUUUCGAACAAAGAGGGAACUAGGAGAUUGGAGGAACACAGCAAUACCUUUGGCUGCUAUGUGUUUUUUUUCAAGUAUGGAGGCAAAAGUUUAAGCAUAGAUGCUACUUUUUCUAAACAAAUGGGAAGGUUUGUUAAUGAUGGAGUUGGAGCAGAUGAGAAUGCUUUAAUGAAAAGAAUUGUUGUGGAUGGGAGCCCACAUUUAGUUUUAUUUGCCAGAAGGGAUAUAUAUAUAGGAGAUGAAAUCAGAUAUGACUAUGGUGAUGUUAGUCGAAACCUCCCAUGGAGAAAGAGACCACUAACAGAUGAAAAAAAAAAUACGACAUUGAAAGAAUGUUGUGUUUCAAUAAGAAGACUGGAGAUUAAAGAUGAUAGUCAUAAAGUGGCAUGCAAUAGAGAGGCAUAUUCUGACAGUGAUAGUGAUAUUGAGAACUUGACAAGGAAACAUAGAGUUUUGAAACUACCAUCUGAUGAUGAAGAUGAGGAGAAACAAGAAUUAGACCUAAGUAAUGAGAAUAAACAAGUAUUGAAUCAACCACCAGAAGAUGAGGAAGUUGGUAGUAAUAUUGGGGUUAGAGAAGUUUUGAUACAACCAUUAGAAGAUGAGGAAGAGGGCAGUAAUAUUGAGGUUGAAGAAGAAAAAUCUGAAGGGGAAACUGAAAAGCUAUUUGUAUGUGCCCUAUGUGAUCAAAAACUAAGAAGUAGAGAAUCAUUUCUGAGCCAUAUGGGUGUGCAUUUCACUGAUAAUGUAAAGAGAAUGCUACCCAAAUCAAAUGAUACUACAGAACACAUACCUGCUCAAAUUGAAAUGAAUAGUCAAGAGACAGCCAGUUGCAGUGAAGGACCAAAAAAGGAUAGAGGCCCACCACUUAAAUCCUCUAUGGUUGGUUUAGAUGCAGGAGAUGCCAGUCAAAAUGAAAGUUACAGUAAAGAUGGAGAUAAUAUUGAAAGAAUAUCACCUCCAUUCAAUGAUACUUCAAUACGCAUACCUGCACAAAAUAAGAUGAAUUGUCAGGAGACAGCCAGUUGCAGUGAAGGACCAAAGAAAGCUAGAGGCAGACCAGUGAAAUCAUCUACUGGAGAAAAAAGCAAAUCAACAAGGUCAAAACCUUACAGACCCUGCCCUUUCUGUGGUCUCCUUAUGGCUAGAUUGUCCAAUCACAUCCUUCGCAAACACAAAGAUAUUCCUGAGGUCAAAGUUUUAAAAAGGCUGCCCCAUCAAGAUCAAGUAAAGCAAAUGGCUAACCUGAGGAAAGAAGGUAUUUGGAAAGCUAAUUUAGACCAGGUGAAAAAAAUGGAGGAUGAAGGAUCUCAAGCAGAAGUAAAAUAUUUUAAAGAGAGGGAGCAUGGAGCAGGUCAACUUGCUUACUGUUCUUUAUGUAAAGGUUUUUUAACAAAGUCUUACUAUAAGAGACACAGAUCCACAUGCACUGCAGUUGAAUCUACAACAACUACAGCGAAAGCCUUAGAUCCAGUGCAUAUUGCAUCUCCAAAGUUUACUUCUUCAUUUAACUUUGAUGUUCUAGCAAAAUUCCAUAAUUCUGAGGUAGGAAAUUUAUGUAGAACAGACAAUCUUAUAACAUCAUUUGGGCUGCAGAUGUAUAGAAAUGUGGAGGCUAAGAAAAGUAAAAAAGAAGAAAAAAGAAAAUCAGUUAUGUCAGAUAUGAGGAGACUGGCACAUUUAUUGUUAGAAUUUAGAAAACAAUGUGAGAUAAAUGGUGAUGCUGAGGCUAAAUCAGCUGUAAACAUGUUUGACAGAGGCAAUUUUCAUUCGUUGGAGUCAUCCAUUUUAGCCCUAACAAUAAAUGAAGAAACUGGGCACACAAAAGCAGGGCUAAAAAUCGGAUAUGGCUAUCUCAUAAAGAGAGUUAUCAAAUAUCUCACUGGAGAAUUUCUCAUCCAAAAAAAAGAUGCUGAAGUUGAUGAGAUUAAGCGCUUCGGAGAUCUAUUGGAAUUUUGCUGGCCAGGUAUAUUUGGGGAUGCAGAAUAUAAAAUAACUGUACUAAGACAGAAAGAAUUGAGGAUGCCAUCUCGCCUUCCAGAUGAGGAUGAUGUUAAGAUGUUGAAAGAAUGGCUGGAAAAUAAAAUUAAAGACAUUAAAACGAAAUUCCAAUUUAUAACUUCUAAUGAAUAUGCUGAGAUUAGAGAUUUACUUGUAUGCAGAUUAACACUAUUUAAUGCUCGAAGAGGAGGCGAACCUGCUAGGCUUUUACUAUCAGAAUGGGAUGAUGCAGAAAAUGGGGUCUGGUUUUCGCAAGAUUCAGUGGAAAAGGUGGAGGACCCCAUUGAGCAAAAAUUAUUAUGUGAAUUAAAGAUUGCAUACCAAGCAGGAAAAAGAAAGCUUGUGUCACUGUUAAUACCCCAGGAUUGUUGGGAUGCCAUUAGAAUCCUUGCAGAUGAAAAAGUUCGAGAUGAUGCCGGCAUUGGGAAAGGAAAUAAAUUUUUAUUUCCCACAACUGCUGGUAAAGAUGAACAUGUAAUUGGAUGGAGUUGUGUAAAAAAAUGUUGCAAAAAAGCCAGACUUAGCAAGGACAUCACUGCUACUGAUAUGCGACACAGGGCUGCAACUUUAUAUGCUGCAAUGGACAUCCCAGAAAAAGAGCGCCGAUUAUUUUAUUUACACAUGGGGCACAGUGCAGACAUGAAUAGAGAUGUAUACCAGUGCCCUGAAUCCGUGAGGAUAACAACAUCUGUUGGGAAAGCUCUUCAAUGUUUAGACAGGGCAGGAAACAUGAAAGCUUCCUCAUCAAAAGUUGCAGAGACUGGUCCAAAAAAUCCAGAAAUUACCUUCUCUCUUAAAGACUUUUUGAAUGAACUGGUGGAUGAUAAUGUUGCAGUAAGGGCAAUAUCAGGAAAAGGAUUGAUAGAGGAAGAUGAAGUAGAACAAAGACCAGAAAAAAUAAGAGCUGCAAGCUGCAUGAAAGAUCUGAUGCUACAAGAUGCAGCAAAAGAAUACUUCACAGAUGAUGCUUGGCUGGCAGCUGAAUCAGUUUUUGAUUUACUUCCAGACUGUAGUGAUGAUGAAUCUGAGAGAUCCCACAUGAUUUUAAAUACAACAGAUGUAAGUGAUAUAAGAGAUUGUGAAGAUGAACCAUGUUCUUCAAAUGAUUCUAUGAUAUCUGGUGAUACAGAGGAGCAAGUAGAGAGAAGAACAAACAAAAGGAAAAGUUCAACAUAUGAUGAUAACAAGGCUACAAAACUUCAGAAAGUUCCAACUGAACCUGAGGCAGAAAAAGGGAAAAGUUCAACAUAUGAUGAUAACAAGGCUACAAAACUUCAGAAAGUUCCAACUGAACCUGAGGCAGAAAAAGGGAAAAGUUCAACAUAUGAUGAUAACAAGGCUGCAAAACUUCAGAAAGUUCCAACUAAACCUGAGGCAGAAAAAGGAACAAAAAGAAAAUAUAAAUUAUGGACUGAAGAGAAUACUAAAGUAGUGGAUGUUUAUUUUAAGAGAUACAUUACAGAUACAUCUAGCUUGGACAACAAAGGGUCAUUGCCAGGAUCAAAAGAUGUAAGAGAGUUUCUUCAGAAGCAUCCAAUCCUUCAAGAUAUUGAAAUUAAAAAAAGGAUAACAGCCAUCAAGACAAAAAUCUUCAAUGAUAGAAAAGUUUACAGAGAAAAAAUUUCAAAGAAACUUAAGAAAACCCUCCAAAGUAUGUGAGCAUUCUGAAUAUCAUGCAUUCCAUAUAAUAGAUUGACUUGUAAUAGGCCUCUUAAUCUGUAAUCAUCCUCAUCUUUCCACCAACAGCCAGUAUCAUGUAAACUUAAUCUGCGUCAUCAUCUCUCCACCAACAGCCAGUCUUAUGUAAACUGAAUCGGCAUCAACAUCUCUCCACCAACAGCUAGUCUUAUGUAAACUGAAUCGGCAUCAUCAUCUAUCUACCAACAGUCAGUCUUAUGUUAACUGAAUCGGCAUUCUCAUC
Mytilus trossulus (common blue mussel) is the source of this 4182-nucleotide messenger RNA. RefSeq lists its product as uncharacterized. Gene Ontology annotation, biological process: DNA integration; DNA recombination. The record is from RefSeq and is a predicted model, not a curated record. Gene Ontology annotation, molecular function: DNA binding. The coding region runs from base 381 to 3920 and encodes 1179 amino acids. NCBI's taxonomy places the organism in Eukaryota, Metazoa, Mollusca, Bivalvia, Mytilida, Mytilidae. The transcript has 24 exons.